AUGUUCCUGAGACCUCGUUAUUCCUCAGAUCUGAUAGGCUCGAGCCAUCCUCAUGCCUCUCCCUCCGCUCCGGCCCCGCAGACAACUGUGCCUUCAGAAUCUUCUCUGUUUGUCCCUGCACUGUUGGCACGGCAACACUGUGCUCUGGUGCAGCCUCCGGAGAGAGCGCUGAAGACCUCCGCACACCCAUCACCACCCCAACCCCAGCUCUUGCCAAUGGCUCAUUUCAUGAAACACAGCAGGCGACCAGUGAUCUACAGCCUCGACUUGAGGGAGCUCAAGAAGGUGGUGACGGCCCUGAGUAAAGCAGCCACCCAUUUCAACAAAAAAGAAUUGGAGUGUCUUGUAAAAGUUUUUUAUUCAUUUAUGGAAAAGGGACAAAAACGAAGUCUCUACGAGGGCCUGGAUCGCAGUGAGUUUAGAAAUGUCCUGCAUGGCGUUUUUGGAAUGACUGAUGACCUGCUUAUGAACAGGGUGUUUGGGGCUUUUGACAAAGAUGGUGACAAUCGCAUUAGUGCAGCUGAGUGGGUCGAAGGAUUAUCUGUGUUUCUCCGUGGAUCUUUUGAAGAAAAAUUGAAAUACUGUUACCAAGUUUAUUACGUGAAUGGGGACGGAUAUAUUUCCCAGGAUGAAAUGUUUGACAUGCUGAAGAACAGUCUCCUCAAACAUCCAGUGGAAGAAGAUCCUGUUGAAGGAAUAAAAGAAUUGGUAGAAAUAACACUGAAGAAAAUGGAUUAUGAUAAUGAUGGGAAACUAUCUUUUGAAGACUUUGAACAAGCAGUAAAGAAAGACCGCCUUUUGUUAGAGGUGUUUGGCCCAUGUUUACCAGAAACUGAGAAGUGUCUUGAAUUUGAAACCCUGGCGUUCAAAGAAAUAAACAAUGAAUUUUCACUGUGAACAGCUGCUUUAAACAACAUCUACACUGUGAAUCAUAUUGGAAUUUCAUAUACAUGAAGCAGUGUGGUAUUUUAAGGCAGAAACAUAAUAAAUGUGAAAAUGGAGUUUCCACAUUUUAAAAACAGAUGCUAAAAUGACCAGGCUUUUUAAACCUCGGCAAAAAUAAAAAAAGAUUCUGAUUUUAAA
Molecule: messenger RNA, 1083 nt
Organism: Monodelphis domestica (gray short-tailed opossum)
Lineage: Eukaryota; Metazoa; Chordata; Mammalia; Didelphimorphia; Didelphidae
Product: calaxin-like
Molecular function (GO): calcium ion binding
Source: RefSeq, a predicted model, not a curated record